Molecule: messenger RNA, 1158 nt
Organism: Cynoglossus semilaevis (tongue sole)
Lineage: Eukaryota; Metazoa; Chordata; Actinopteri; Pleuronectiformes; Cynoglossidae
Gene: cyb5r3
Product: cytochrome b5 reductase 3
Exons: 9
Coding region: 138-1037 (299 amino acids)
Cellular component (GO): mitochondrion
Molecular function (GO): FAD binding; oxidoreductase activity
Source: RefSeq, a predicted model, not a curated record
UGUCCUUUCCGGAAGUGUCGUCCCAACCGUUUGUCUGACUUCCCGUUUGAAUUUGCACAGCGGACUGUACGGUGUGAUAUCGGCUGAGACUGGAUAUUAAACUUUUCUUCUGACAUAUUGACCUUAACGGAUUUAACAUGUUGUCGUACAUCAUUGGGUUGAUCCGGGGCGGCUUUGACAGCAUCAUUAACCUGAUCUUCAGACUGUUCUUCUCCAAGAGGAGACCAGCCAUUACUUUAGAAGACCCCAACAUCAAGUAUGCACUGAGGCUGAUUGACAAACAGAUUGUCAGCCAUGACACCAGGAAGUUCCGCUUUGCUCUGCCGUCACCUGAGCAUGUGCUGGGUCUGCCAGUCGGACAACACAUCUACUUGUCUGCAAAGAUCAAUGGGAAUCUUGUGGUGCGUCCAUACACUCCCACAUCCAGUGAUGACGACAAAGGCUACGUGGACUUGGUGAUAAAGGUUUACUUUAAAGGAGUUCAUCCCAAAUUCCCAGAGGGAGGGAAGAUGAGUCAGUAUUUGGAGAGCCUCAGGAUCAGUGACACCAUUGACUUCCGAGGACCCAGUGGUCUCCUGGUCUACAAGGGCAAAGGACAGUUUGACAUCCAGGCUGAUAAAAAGUCUCCAGCUGUGACCACAACAGCCAAACACGUGGGAAUGAUCGCUGGAGGAACAGGAAUCACACCGAUGCUGCAGAUCAUCACGGCCAUGAUGAAGGAUCCACAGGACCAGACCGUUUGUCACCUGCUGUUUGCCAACCAGACUGACAAACUGAUCCUGCUGAGACCAGAGUUGGAAGAGAUCCAGGUCAACAACCCAGAUCGCUUCAAUUUGUGGUUGACCCUGGACAGAGCCCCCGACGACUGGGAGUACAGCCAGGGCUUCAUCAGUGAAGACAUGGUGAGGAACCAUCUGCCUCCCCCCAGCGACGACACUCUCAUCCUCAUGUGUGGACCACCGCCCAUGAUCCAGUUCGCCUGUAACCCCAACCUGGACAAAGUGGGCCACGCCGAAAGCCGCAGGUUCACCUUCUAGACACGUGUCCAAGUCCUAGAGUCGAGGUUUGACCACUGAAGGCAAUUUAUCAAUAACCUGCACUUCAUAAAUAUAAAAGGACAAAAAAAAACCAAAAAAAAAAAACCAAAAAAAAAAAAAC